Enterobius vermicularis (human pinworm) is the source of this 1206-nucleotide messenger RNA. The record is from the annotation of a GenBank genome assembly. NCBI's taxonomy places the organism in Eukaryota, Metazoa, Nematoda, Chromadorea, Rhabditida, Oxyuridae.
AUGUCAGUUUGUACGUACCGGACUAGACACGGAGUUCGUGGUUACUUAUAUCACUCUAAAAGAUCUGCCCAGUUCACAGAAGUUUCUGGAGCAAAAACUAAAGGAGUUGUUUCUAAGGAAGUACCAGAAAAUUCUACACCUGAGGCGCCCCUGGUAACUGCGAAACAGGGUGGAACUUCUAGUUUACCAAAAACUCAACAGUCGUACGGAACAGUGGAAGAUACUGAUGCUUCGGCUGUAGAUUUGCCUUCGGUUUCUUCGUCUUUCGCGGAUAAGCCAGUUUCACAGGAAACUCAGAGAAAAAGUCUAAGCUCUAAGUUUUUUGAAAGCAAGGGUCAAACUAAAGUCAAGAAUGACACUUCGGAUGUGUAUCAUGAACAGUCGCUGAGUAUUAUAACUAGAAGGCCGAAACCGUACGGUGAUGAUGCUACAGAAAUCUCUGAGAAAUCACCAGAUUUCGCUUGUGCAGUUUCUUCAUCGGAUGAGGAGACUGAAGAGUUGCUAUCUGUUUCGACGUCCAACACUGUGACGGGAGUCGUGCAACGAGGCGGAAAUGUGGCAGCAAUUUCGGAAAAAUUUUCUAGACAGCAAAUUAUGGACGAUGAUAACUCGUACCAAAAUAGACCUACGUCCUUCCCACCUUACAUGACAAUCACUGCUGGUGAUGGUAACCCCGUAAGGCAUUCGCUGAUUAGUUUAGUUAUGGAAGAAGACGUUCCUUUAUUGAUGGAAGCUAUGGCUGAGAAACUUGAUUUCGAAUUUGAAGACGUUGCUUCUGUCCCCUCUAGUUCAUCUGACGGUAUUAUUCGCAACCCAACAUCUGCUCAACGAAAGAAGCAACGCGCUAUUUUACGGAUUGGGUUUUCUAAUUUGCCUCCAGCUGUGUUUUCUUAUCCUGAUGAAGCAACAGCCACCGAGUUUUCUGAAUGGCAUCCGGGAGAAGAUAUUACUUUUGAGGAAUAUCAGCAGAUUUGUGAAGAAGAGCGGCAGAAGUACGAAGAAAGGUUGGAGGCAAGCAAGUGGCAAACUUCGUUUAUUACAAACGGUGGCAAUGAGACGGGUUCAUUAUUGAGUGUACUUGAACAGCCAACUGUCAGUGAUUUUGCACUUGGAGUUACAAGUCGUAUCUCUUAUGCAUCGACUCCACCUUAUAGUUCAAACACUAAUUUUGGAGCAGCAAACGUCUCGCUUAUCGCCGGUAAAUGA